This is a messenger RNA of Paramisgurnus dabryanus, 1978 nucleotides long. Its product is annotated as protein spire homolog 2. Lineage: Eukaryota; Metazoa; Chordata; Actinopteri; Cypriniformes; Cobitidae. Gene Ontology annotation, biological process: actin filament polymerization; intracellular transport; establishment of meiotic spindle localization. The record is from RefSeq and is a predicted model, not a curated record. Gene Ontology annotation, cellular component: cytoplasmic vesicle membrane; cell cortex. Gene Ontology annotation, molecular function: microtubule binding; actin binding.
GAGAAGAACAGCCGUAUGGAUUUAAAGCUGUUGUCACUGAAGCGAUUUUUAAAUAUAAGCAGUAUUUUAAAUAUUUUCACUGUUAAUUAAAAGAGGUGUUUUGCAUGCUUUAGAAAGGAUGAUGGAGCUGUGUUUAUAUGAUAUGAACACAUGUAAGAUGUCUUCAUAUGAUCAUAUGUCUUUGGGUGAGAUCCUCCGUAUUCAGGAUCAACCUGUGAGUGAAGAGCAGGCGUGGGCUUUGUGCUAUCAACUUUGUACUUUACUAUCACAUCACUCCGGUCAUCAAACAUGGGACAGUGUUGUCUUACCUGCCGAAGAUGGUGUUUUAUUUUCCAGGGACGGAAACAUCUCUCUUCGUGUGAUAAAUACAGACAUCGGUACAAAUUUUAUAAUGGAGACAGAGGAACAGGCAGUAGAGUUUGUGGGGCGUCUUGUCUACUCAUGUCUGGACUGGGGUCUGGAGACGCAGGUUGAGCGUGAAUUGAGUGAGAGGUUAGAGAUCCUAGUGUGUCAGAUGACCAAAGUGAGCCAUUGUGCUGGUGACUCCUUUCAGCCCAUAUGCACCAUCUCUGAUGUCAUCCAGGUUUGUAAGCUUCGCCUGUAUGAUCCCAGUCAUGCAUCACAGCAUUACAAGAGUGUGUGUUCCACUCUGUUUUUGCACACCCUUGAUUUGUGUCAUUAUCUCCAGAUUGUUCAACAAUCCAGGGAGAGUCUCCAGAAACUUUUUAUUGAAUCAGAGACCAAGCUAGUUGCAGACAUGACAGCAGAUUGGGGAUCUGAAUGGAAGGAUCUAGUGGAUGAACUGAGAAGGGGUGUAGAGCUGCGGCCAUUAGCAAAGAGCCUGAAUGUAACCAAAUGUCCAUUGCCAGUGGAGACCACUGCAUUUAAGCAGCUUCUGCUAGACAUCCAGUAUAGGAGAUACACACUUCGUAAAGUUCAGAGCGUUAAUAAUGGCCCAAAAAAGCAAGACCCUUACCAUACCCUCUUAGAAUCCAUCCGCUCACAGCCAAAACUGCGACCGGCCUCUGAGCGCAAGAUUGGAUCAAAGCCCGAAGAGCUAACCUGUCUGCAUGAAUUGCUUAUGCAGGAGAUUCGCUCUACCAACCACUGGAAGCGCCUGACACACAACAGAAGGCAGCCCUAUAAAUCAAAAGACUUGACUAUUAAUGAAGAAGAUGAGAAUACCUUUCAUAUGAAGCCAGCUCAACAGAAAGAGUAUUUAAAUGAAGCUCAAAAUUCAGGAAAUCCUCAUCGGCACAAAACCGCCAAUACAGACUUAAAAGACUGCCCUAGAAAGCGUCGUACCAGAUCUUUCGCUAGCAACAGGGAUCUCAAAGUGGUUAAGGGGAGUCAAAAGGGGGCAGUUCUCAACACUAUUGUUGAUGUGAAGAAAAAGCUAAGUUCUUUCAAAGGAGACAUGAAAAAUAUGAUGUGUGAUGAAGACAGGAACUGGCGGGUUUGUUCAUGUUGUGUAACGAGAAGCCUGUAUUUCACAUGGCAUAACGUCUGCUCUUUGUGUAGUAGGGUUAUAUGUCCUGGGUGUUGUGUAGAGAUGUGUGUACCCUCCAAAUGGUGUGUGAACCUUCCACUACGAUUUUUUAAGCAAAUUGUGAUGAAAGAUGGUGAGCAAAGCCAGAUAAAUUUUUGGACUGAACGCUGGUCUUGGGAUUCAGCCUGGAUCCCUCUGGUUUUGGUGUCUUGUACGCCUAGCUCAACAUCUGUUCAUAGUCUGGCUAUGCGAGACUGGUACAGUCAGGACAUUUGUGUGAGCUGUCAGAAGCUUUUAUCGGAGGCGUGUGACAGUGUACUGUCUAGUUAUCAAAUCAAAGACACUCAGGAGAUAUGACCAUUUUAAUUUCUCAGCACUUAUGUGUUUGUUCAGCUGCGUGUCAGCAGUGUUUUUUUAUGUUGUGUUGGUUGUUCAUAGUAUGGCACGCUGUUUCUAAAUGUUUUCAUUUUUCACUGUUCUGGAAACAAG